Messenger RNA from Malania oleifera, 1539 nucleotides. Its product is annotated as dirigent protein 17-like. The transcript has 5 exons. Bases 754 to 1299 code for a protein of 181 amino acids. The record is from RefSeq and is a predicted model, not a curated record. NCBI's taxonomy places the organism in Eukaryota, Viridiplantae, Streptophyta, Magnoliopsida, Santalales, Ximeniaceae.
AUUGAUUCGGCAAACCAAUUCUAAUCCUGAGAUCCAACUUAUAGCAUGCGCUCCAUCCACCGACCGCGUUCCUGGUCUCCACUUGCCCUACCCUCUGGCGGGUUUGCGCGCGCUACUCCGUUUCCGUUCCAUCCACAAGGUAAUGGCCAACGGCAACGCCCACAGCUAACGGGCAGGUGAUCCUCUGUGUGUGUCAUUGGGAACUUAGCGUUGGUGGCAAAAUAUGAUUGAUCCUGGUGUAUAGAUCUGCAUGCUGACCAGUGUACACCGUCUAUCUCUUGCGUGCAUAGUGCAUAGAACAUGCCUGGCUAAGCAAAUGGAAUAUGGACAUGAGAUGCCUAGAUGAUGUGUUCUUUUUCCUGAUGUUGUUGUCAUUGCUCUCUUACAAUGGAUUACAAGUUGUGUAAUCAGCCUAAAGAUGGAACUCAAAAGUGGGGCAAUGAUGGAAUUCAAAAGUAGUUGGCUAGCCCUAAGAAGGAUCACAGUUCUCUAACAGAUAUAGGUGCUUGCUAUUCAUUGAUGAUUUGUACCUUUGCUGAAUCCAUCUGUAUCUGACCCUCUUCAAUGAUAUGCCUCAAGAAUUUAAUACGCUUUUGAGCGAAAGCACACUUCUCUCCUUUUAUAUACAACUGAUUUUCUCGGAGUUUUUGAAAGACCUGCUGAAGGUGAUCUUUAUGUUCUGCUAAGGAUGCGCUGAAAACUACUAUGUCAUCAAGAUAGUUAAACUAUCUUGACAAGUGAGAACUUUUCUAAAUGGAAAGGACGUGCAAGGAAGAGCAACUGGAGUCAUCAUCAACAGGAGUUUUUGAGUUGUUGGGAGAACCUGCUGUUGUUAUUAAUGGGGUGCCCAGUGCAUCACCAGGCGAUUUCUCUAUCGUCCCCUGUGAGACCACAAAUGAUGCAAAAUCAUGCAGAGACACAGAUUUUGGUGAAUGGUUGGAAGGAAGAGAAGUUCGAAAAUUGUUUGGAAAGCAGUUCUAUACUGGAGUGGUAACUAAAUUUGACAAGGAAACAGGUUGGUACAGGGUGGUGUAUGAGGAUGGUGACUUUGAAGAUCUCGAGUGGCACGAGCUGGAAGAAGUGCUUCUGUCCUUGGACAUUAAUGUUCCAUUGAAAACGUUAGCAUUGAAGAUGAUUAAAAGAAGCCAGAAACCCGUUCAUGGAUCUGGGACAAAUGUGACCAGGUCUAGAAAACGCCGAGCUAAAAAGAAUGGAGGUGAGGGAAAGGCGGUGGAGAUGCUUGAAGAGGCUUCAUCAAUGGUUAAUAAUACAAUUGUGCAGCACUUCAGGACGCAUUGAUUUCAUGAUUUCUGGAAGCAACUGUUCAUUUUAGAAACGCAAUUGGUCUGGAAGCCUGAGACAAAAAACAAUGGCUUUCUUAUGGAAGUGUUGUUUUGUAAAGGAAGCACGAAGUGAAUUAAAAGCUGAAGCAUUGCUUUCUGUUGUUUGUAUUGCCUUGUGCUUUAUAUUUCCCUUUUAUAAACGUCAGCUUCACAAAUGUUUCUUUGGUAUGCAAUCUAUGUUUUAGCUGGUUUUAUU